This is a messenger RNA of Echinostoma caproni, 1245 nucleotides long. The record is from the annotation of a GenBank genome assembly. Lineage: Eukaryota; Metazoa; Platyhelminthes; Trematoda; Plagiorchiida; Echinostomatidae.
AUGGCUAGUACGGAUAAUAAUACAGUCAGUUUACUGUGGACUCGACUAAUGAAUACGGAGCUCCAGAAUAUCUCCGGCAAUCACAGACACAUGUGGAAUAAUUUGCUCUCCAAGAGCCCUCCAGUGGAAAUAGAUAGUCCUCAAAUCACCCAGGUGAUCAGUGUUGCUUGCUCGUCCAGUAAGGCAGCGGCCUUUUAUCACGCAGUGCUCCAGUACAUUGAAAGGCAUGCGACAGACGGGAUUCGGCGACUGCCAAUGUUUGUGGAAGAUUUAGCUAGUGGUGAUGUGAUUGUUAAAAGUGUACAAACGGCUUCAAGCUACCGAGAAAAGGGAAAUACAUUUUUCAAAGCCCGGGACUGGGAAGCUGCUGCUCACAGUUAUAGAAAUGGACUUCUCUACGCGCCGGACGCUUCCUACCCCCUGUGCGGUGACUCAAAGUUAGGUCAAGAAGCUGCAUUGUUGCAUGGGAAUCUGUCUGCCUCGUUGUUUCAUCAACAGAUUUGGGAUGGCUGUCUGUGGGAAUCGCUGAUCGCUCUUGCCCUGCAUUUCAGUCUACCACUUCAACAGGGUCACACGCAAACGGAGGUUAAAGCUAUUCCCCGUCUUUGGACGCGAGUAAAAAGAAGUGUGGCGGAGCUGAAUUGUCCCAAACUACUCAAGCUCACCAAUUUUGCCCACCCGACUGCCAUUGUGGUCGAUCAGUUGCUUCUGGUCGUAAUACAACAGUCCAAAAUGAAAAACCAUCCGAGUUCUUGUGUAGCAUCUGAUAUACCAAACUUACCAGUCCCGCGUUACGGCUAUCAGACUCAUUAUUCAGGUCUGUCUUCCGGUCUGACUGUGAAGAGCUCAAGUGGAAAAGGCCGACACGUGAUAUCUACUCAGUCGUUUGUUCCGGGUGAUGUGCUGGCUGUGGAACCAUCCUCAGGUUGGUCAGUGACACCAACUGAGAUCCGUGGAUCGCCUCAAAAACCAAAUAACUUAGGUUCGAACAGAAACCUCUUAUGUAUUACUGACAAACACAACCGACCUGUGGGUCACUCUUGUCUGUUACUGCCGGCACAACGAAUGAACCGAUGCGCGGACUGUUUGGCCCCGUUGCAUAGUAUCGGUUUUAUCUGUCCGGGCUGUUGCGACGUAGCCUACUGUGCGCCGCCAUCCGAGUGCUUCACCCGGCAUUGUCUCCGUUACUCUUCGGUUCCAUGGUGUUUUGAACAACCCGUCUGGCACAGUGCGGAAUGCCGGUAA